Molecule: messenger RNA, 915 nt
Organism: Triticum aestivum (bread wheat)
Lineage: Eukaryota; Viridiplantae; Streptophyta; Magnoliopsida; Poales; Poaceae
Exons: 1
Coding region: 50-805 (251 amino acids)
Biological process (GO): regulation of DNA-templated transcription
Cellular component (GO): nucleus
Source: RefSeq, a predicted model, not a curated record
CGAACCCCCGCCCCUCCCCAAAUCUCCAUCACCCGCCGCGCCGCCGCCGAUGUCUCCGCCGUCCUCCUCCGACGAGGCCGCGAUCUCCUACGUCUCGUCCGAGGAAGACGACAUCAGCCUGCCGCCGUCGCCUUCCCCGUCCCCCGAGCCCUCUCCCGAACCUUACGCGUCCUCCUCGGAGGACGCGCCUCCCGCAGCCAAGAAGCCGCGGCGACCCCGGAGCGGCACCGCGGGGCGGGCGCGAAGCUGGCCGACCGCGGACGAGGUGGUCCUCCUGGAGGCCGUCGUCGCGCACCGGGAGCGGCACGGCCGGCCCCCCUCCCGCGACGACCUCGCCGCCGCCCUCGCCGGCCGCCUCCGGUACAGCGGCGAGCAGGCCGCCGAGCGCGUGUCCACCCUGCGCAGCCGCUACUACGCCUCCGUCCGGCGGCUCUCCCGCGGCACCGUCCCCGUCACGGACGACGACAUGAGGGUCUACAGACUCUCCAAGCGCCUCUGGGAGGGCACGGUGGCGGAGAGGGCGCAUCGCGCCGCCGACAAGGCCGCGAGGCGCCACCACGAGCGGAGGGGCUCCGCGGAGCUCGAGGCGCUCUACCCCUGCCUCGCCGCGGAGGUGGAGGCGAUCGCGUCGCGGCGGCCGUGCGGCGGGGUGCUCAAGACGGCGUUCGGGAUGAUCGGCGACGAGAGGGCGGCGGCGCUGGAGGCCAGGGUCAGGAAGCAGCGGCGCGCGGAGGUGAAGGCCGGGAUGAAGCGGGCCGAGCUGAGGGGCCAGGUGGCCAGGACGCUACUCGAGUUCAUCAAAUGAUUUGAUUUCUUCCAGCAAAAAAACCGGAAUAGAUAAAUCCCGAACAUUCGGAAUUUAAGCAUGUCAUCCCGAACAUUCUUUAAUGGUAACUUUGUUUCAGUUUGAUUUUU